AUGAAACAAUUCACCGAACUUUUCUCCAUCUGCAUUAUUAUUCUCUCCUCCAUUGCCGAAAAUGCUGAUUCCAGUCUUAUUACCGAUCUAUGUAAACACUGCGACGAUCCAAAACUCUGUCUCUCCAGCAUACAGGACCGUCCCGAGUCCGGCGAGUUCGCAGCCACCACCAACCAGAUAGAGAUCAUAGCUAUCUCUGCCGCCUCAGCCAACGCCUCCUCCACUUCCGCAUAUAUCAAAGAAAUGCUUAGCCGCGAGGAUCUGGAACCGGCAAUAGAGGCAACUCUCGAAGACUGUCAGAAGAAUUACCAAGAUGCUGUGGAGCAGCUCGACGAUUCGAUAUCCGCCAUGCUCGCUAAUGCACAUGCCGACGUCGAUGUCUGGAUGCACGCGGCCAUCAGUGCCAUUGAGUCAUGUACUAACGAUUUAGAGUCACGCGCAGGAAACGAUGUGGAGCUUUCUCAAAGAAACGAAGUUCUUCUCAAACUAUGCAAAAACGCUUUGGUGAUUAAUAAAAUGUUAACAUGA
Molecule: messenger RNA, 528 nt
Organism: Eruca vesicaria subsp. sativa (arugula)
Lineage: Eukaryota; Viridiplantae; Streptophyta; Magnoliopsida; Brassicales; Brassicaceae
Source: the annotation of a GenBank genome assembly